Messenger RNA from Ostreobium quekettii, 1395 nucleotides. Lineage: Eukaryota; Viridiplantae; Chlorophyta; Ulvophyceae; Bryopsidales; Ostreobiaceae. The record is from the annotation of a GenBank genome assembly.
AUGGCCAACUUGGUCCUGCGGCGCAGCAACAACCGGCCCCUGGACAUCUUCGGCCUCUACCGCGAGGUCGUCUCCCUCGGCGGCCUCAUGGCCAACGAGAAGUACGACGAGCACGGACGCUGGGUGGGCAGCAUCAACUUCGCGGGCGUCGUCUUCCCCAAGCUGGACAACUACACCAAGGGCAACCGCGCCACGAGCGUGGGCAACCAGCUGCUGUCGAACUAUCGCAAGUUCCUCUACGAUUACGAAAACGCGUGGCGCCACGUGGACCUUCGGGGAGGGAGCCGAGGCUUGAAGACGCAGUCGCCGGAUGGGGGAGUGGGGAGCGAUGGGGCCGGGGAUGGCUGUGGGGACAGCGAAGGCGGCUGCAGCGCGGGGCCGGCGCCUUCUGGUUCUGAAGAGGCCGCCCAUCUGUGCGGCUCACCCCGCUUGCGCCGCGACGCCCUGCUCCUCCUCGCCGACAUCAUGGCCGCGGAGCGCGGCAGGCAGCGGCCUGGGGCGGAGGUCCCCGUUCCCGGCGGUCCCGGCGGCGGCGACGCGAGGCGUGGAGCUUGGCGCAAGCGGGCCGCUGAGGAGGAGGCUGGCCUCGACGCGGGGGCCCCCCUGGUGGCGUGCGGGGUUGUGUCGAACAUUUGUGACGGCCCCACGACAGCGCCGCCCGGCAAGCUGAUGCUGUCCAGGGACCCGCACAGGUUCCACUACUUGUGGCCAGUGGUGAUUGCAUCAGCGGGCGAACUCCCCGAAUGCAUCGCAGAGGGCGGCAGGAACGCAGAGGCCGGGCGGAUGGGAUUUCCCAUGGAGAUGAAGGAUACCGACCCCUCCGUCGUGCCGGUCCUCGUGUUUGGCUCCAGGUCCCUGGGCUGGGUCCAGUGCAACAGCCUGCUGCCAUUCGACACCAACCUAGCGGCCUCCCUCUACCAGACCGCUCUUCGCAGAGAAGGGGCCUCGGAGAGAGACACUCUAUACAGACGCGCUGUGAAACAGGCCCUGCAAUAUGCCGCCGAUCCCCAGGAUUGCCCCGAGGGCCACGUGAGGCAGGCGUCCUUGGAAAUCGUGGCGGAGCGCCUGGUGCGGUUGGAGAGCGACCUGCCGUGUGAGGUACUGGGCGGGAAGAGCUUCUCGGUGUGGCACCAAUGGCGGGGACGGGUGAGAAAAUCCGAAACCGCUGAGGGGCUGGCGAGCGAGAUUCUGCCGGGCGUCAUGAAGAGGAGCCCACCAUGCGUGCGGCAGGACCUGGAAGGGCUCCUGGGCCUGGGGAGGGGCAAGGAGGCCACCGUGCUGUCGGUUGACAGGGCGGUGGGGCUUCUACGGGAGAACAUGAACUGGAGUCGUGUCUACAGCAUUAUGUACUACGGCGAUGAGCAUUAUGUUGUCAGAGUUGGAGUUGGCGGAUGA